Messenger RNA from Hippocampus comes (tiger tail seahorse), 2293 nucleotides. RefSeq names its product pygopus homolog 2 (Drosophila) (gene pygo2). Bases 223 to 1980 code for a protein of 585 amino acids. The record is from RefSeq and is a predicted model, not a curated record. The transcript has 4 exons. NCBI's taxonomy places the organism in Eukaryota, Metazoa, Chordata, Actinopteri, Syngnathiformes, Syngnathidae.
UCUGGCUACUCCUGCUCGUCCCUCUUUGUCCGGUGGCUAGAAAGAAGGCCACGACACAUUAUCGUAGCGUUUGCGUUUUCUUCACCAAUUCGAGUUAAAUGUUGGACCAGCGAGCAUACGCCGUGCGAGCGAGGACCGGUUUCCCGGCCGUGACCCGCCGGGGACUUUGAAUUUUAAACGGGACGAGCGGCGUGAGCAACGGAGAAAGGUAGUGUUAGCUAAAUGGCUGCCGAAUCGGGGAGACUACUGGCGGGACAAGGAAAACGAGGCAAAGCCUCACAAAUGAAGAGCCCAGAGAAGAAGAAGGCGAGAAAGUCCACUUCACAGGCGUCGGGGUUCUCGCACCUCACAGAGUUUGCGCCCCCUCCCACGCCCAUGGUGGACCACCUGGUGGCCUCGAACCCCUUUGACGAUGACUUUGGACCACCAUCGCGGCCCGGUGGAGGUGGUGGGCCUGGCGGUGCACCGUUCCUUCCCAGUCCAGGUGCAGGCGGAGGAAGCGGCUAUGGCGGUACAGGCCGAAUGGGUGGCGGCGGCAUGGGUUUCAUGGGGGGGCCGGGUGGCGGACAGCCUGGACCGGGACGCAGACCGCCAUUUGGACCGCCGUCCAACGCUGGACCACCUCACCACCAGCUGGGCUUUGGGGGUAUGCCUGGUUUCGGAGGAGGGGGAGGGAGCGGCGGCGGGGGAGGAAGUGGAGGUAGCGGGUUCCCUCCCGGCGGUCCCUCUCAGUUCAAUAUACCACCAAACUUUAGUCCCCCAAUGCACCCCGGGUCAGGCUUUAACCCCAUGUUGUCUCCAGGUGGCAUGGGAGGUCCUGGAGGAGGGGGUCCACCCCACCCUCGAUUUGGCAUGCCACCACAACAGCAACAUGGACAGGGCGGGCACCCGUUCAACAGUCCGCCGUUACCUGGUGGAGGAGGAGGCGGCCCCAGGGGCCCCCUGCAUGGGCCCAUGCCUCCCAUGGGUGGCAUGGGGCCCGGUCAAGGGAUGAACAUGAUGAGUGGGAUGGGUGGUGGUCCUGGAGGCAUGUUGGGGGGAUUACCAGGUAUGGCCCCUCAAGGACAAUUCCCCCCUUCGCAGGAUGGCUCCUAUCACGGUCCCAGCCCACCAGGACCCGGCAAUGAGGAUGGAAAAAACUUUGGCGGAGGAGGACCUCCCCCUGGGCCUCAGCAGCAACAGCAGCAGCUUAACUUGAACCCUAACGGGCCCCCUCCUCCUAAUAACGCCACCCCCGGUCCUCCUCCUAACUCUGGUCCACAACAGCCGGGAGGAGACUUCCCGGGCCACCCUGACAUCCAGCAGCCCAAUGCCGGCGCACCCGGCCCGCCGCCCUCAGUUCAGCCCCAACCCAACCCCAACUCCUCACCCAGCGGCCCCCUGAACGGGUCGGGUCAGCCCCAGCACCCGCCUUCCAACAAUGCCAACACCCCCAACUCCAACAACUCCUCCCAGCAGCAGCAACAGUCCACUCCGCCCAACUCUGCCCCGGGCUCCGUUUCACACAACCAACAGAACAAUACUCCCGGUAGCGCCGUUCCCAUGCCCAACACAGCCCCCAGUUCAGGUCAGAACAACAUGACCAACAACAACGGUGGCAACACCCCCGGCAGCAACCCCAACCCGCCCUCUAACUCCACCUCGACCCCCAACACACAGUCUCCCUUGCCCCCGGGCCCUUCCGCCCCCUCAGCCGGGCCCGGCUCGGGCCCGGGGAAGCUGGGCGGACCCGGCAUGGUGUUCCCCUGUGGCCUGUGCAUGUCGGAGGUACACGAUGACCAGGACGCCAUCCUGUGCGAGGCUUCGUGCCAGCGCUGGUUCCACCGUGACUGCACAGGCCUGACGGAGCCUGCCUACGGGCUUCUGACCAGGGAGAGCGCUGCUGUGUGGGCCUGCGACUUCUGCAUCAAGACCAAGGACAUCCAAGCUGUGUUUGUGCGCCAGGGACUGGGCCAGUUGGUUGCCGCCAACGAGAGCUGAGGGGGCCAGGGGACAUUUGACGAGCCCUUUACUCGUACACUACGUAACCAUCGCUUGACAUCCAUCGUUAUAUCUAAAAAUAGCACUUUGAGUGAAAUAAAUGCCCCUUACCGCAACCAUAGGAGAAAAAAGAAAAGAUGAAUGUUAACUGACACACUUUUUCGGACAACCAGCACUGACACCAACACACUACCUCACACACACUGACUGGCACACAAGCUCCCGCACUGAUUGAAAAUCACCACACAGUACAAACUGAUGCAAAGUUCAGUUUGAAUUGCCCCUGUAUCCCCCCCCACAUAUAUUUAUUAAU